GUGUGAGAGAAAGUGUAGAAUGCUGUGAUUGUGUGUCUUAUGUGUAUGAGAGAAGAGCAGACAUUGUGACCAUAAACUUUUGACUGUGUGUCAAUAUGAGAAAUUGAGGUUGUGUUUCAGAAACUCAACUAAGACUGGAUGAAAGAUUAACUGUACAAGAGUUGGGAUGUAGCACAGUGGUAGAGUAUGCUUGCCUAUUCCAUCUUCAGCACAGCCUCCCCCGCAAAAAAGUCCUGAACAAAAACUUGCAGUGAUCAGCAUGAAAGACUGUUUAUGAGAGGGGAAUGAGAACUGCAGAUAGUUAGUGUCUUACAAGCUGAUGCUGAGCAAGACAGAGUGAAUAACCAAAACGGAGUGUGAGAGACUGUGUAGCCAGGAAACAGGUAGAGACUGUCAGGGACCAGGUGUAAGUGAGAGGCUUUACUGUGAGAAAACAGGCGACUGACUGGUUGUGACUUGUGGAGUGUGAAUGGCUUCUGUGCAAAGCUGUGCGAGGCUAAAGUGUCAGCUAAAGUCAAAGGAAUGUGUGAGUUGAAUUGUGUGAGAGAAAAUGGCUGUAUGUUAUGGACUAAAACCUCUACAAACUGUGAGCUAAGUAAAUCUUUCCUCCCUUAAAAAAAGGAAAAGAAAAAAAUUGACUGAGGGCUAAGAGAUACUGAGAUCCAAGGUACAAGAAUAUGUCUCUGAAAACUUUUCAUGAUGAUUGGAAAAAACCAUAAGAAACGCAAUAGCUGAGGCUAAGAGGCUUUCAUUGUGUACAUGCACUUGUGAACCUGAGACAAGUGGCACCCUGGCUUGUAGUGACUGCAGUCUUUCCACCAGCUCUGGUGAUCCUGAGGGACUAAACUGAUGUAGUAGGUCACAGAAUUGUCCAUGAGGGAGAGAGAAGAAAAAUGUUAAUGAGAGGUACAGAGCAGAAAGGCCAAUAACAGUAGUCAUGGAAAAGAAACUUCACAACUGAGCAGUGUCUAAGAGUGUGAGUCAGGCCAGAGAUACAGCUCAGCAACACAGUGCCUGCCUGGCAAAGCAUUAGGUCCUGAGUUCGAUUCCCAGUACAAAAACAAAGUGUGAGUCUGUGAAAUAUUUCAUAAAACGAAAGAGAGAUCAUAUGUUUGUGAAAAAACAAGAAAAGAAAAAACUAGCUUGAGCCACUGAGACCCUGAGUGACUGUGAUCAGAAUGUGUGAGACACUUAGGAGAUUGUAGUUGUGUGUGUCUAUAAGCAAGCUGACUGGGAGGAACACAGUGGUGUGCAUGACUGACACAGCAUGGACAGCUGAUUGCGUGAGACCUGUGGAGAGUCUGGCAGUAGUUGAGAAUCAGUAUCCGCAUGUAUCAGAAGUACACUAGGUGGUAAGGCAGAGUAAACGAGUGAGCAGGGUUUUUAGAAAUCAGUUGUGUACUUAUGUGUGAAACUCUGUAAAGACUUUUUACAGGCUAGAGCGCAAAAACUUGGAAUGGCGAAAGCUGAGAAGAAAGCUGAGAAGCAGGUAAGGGUAGAGUCGAACACACUGCAAUGACGCAUGCUUGUGAGACCAUUCACAGGAGGCUAUCAAAGGCUAUAAUCAGCAACUGCAGGGGUUUAAAUGGCUUAAGUGAGUAGAGGAAGAGAGAUGGUGAUUUUGUCUGUAUGAAAAACUUCAUAAGAGUCCAGUUAGUAAUGAAUGUAAAUCAGUGACUAUUUAUGGAUGUGAAAAAAUGGCAGACUGAAUGAAAUGACUUGUUAUUAGAGAAUGUGACUUGCGUGUACGUGAAAAACUAACUAAUGAAAAAAUAAACAACGGGGAUGCUGAAUGAGUCAAGCCAUGAGAGAUAACUGCAUGUGAAACUGUUAGAGGAGAUUGUAGUGAGUCUGAGAAUCAAUGUCAGAAAAUGACUUCGUGAGUACGUAAGUGGCAUUGUCUGAGAUUGUGUGAUGGGAUACGUACGUAUUUCAGCUUGUUCAAAAAUAACUAUAGUAGAGGCUGCAAAUCCAGCACUUUAUGUAUACAGGCAAAAAAAAAAUUAAACAUGAGAGAAAGAGACCAGUGUAUUAGAGGCCAUAGAUUGAAUUGCCAGGCCUAGGGAAGAAACCUCUCCUUUGUCUGCUGCCUUCACAGGCCCCUUAGAUUCAGCCCUUUGGGCUGGCACCUCUCAGUUCUCCAAAACUUGAAAUGCUGGGAAUCCCCUGCUUUUUCUUGGGACUUCCUUCCACACCCUCUAAGUGGUCUGAACCAGACCCAGCCCUUGAAAUGCAAAUUAUUCCAUAAGGUGAUUUAUUCUCAAUGUAGACUGUUCCUUUAAGCACUUAGUAAUUGAAUCUCAACUUUUGUUCCUUUGCUUUGUUCAUUCACUUAGUGGACAUUUAUUGAGCAUCUACUGUUUGCUGGUACCCAUCUCCUGGCCCACAGACCCAGCAGUCAAAAUACCAGACAAAAAUCUGUGCCCUUGUGGAACUCAUACUCAGUGAGGGAAACUGACAAGAAACACAUAAAAUACAUUGUAUCAGGUAGUAAUAUAAUAAAUAAGACAAGAUUCUCACAUUCUUGGUUUAAAGAAGGAAUCUGCAGUCAUUUUAAUGCCUAAAUGUGUGUGGGAGAAAAAGUGCAGGUAACGCUCAUCCGCAGGGAAUCCUGUAAGUAUUUAUGUAGUUAAGGAACAAAGGAAAUAUCGAUUAUAACAGUAUUACCAGGGCAACAGGUUAUUAAAUAAAACAAGUAGGCAGAAUUGCAGGUUUCUUGGGGAGUUUGUUUUCAUAGGAUAACACAGGGCUGACAGCUGAAGUCUUAGAAUCUUAACAAGACCCCUUUGUUCAAGGCACACAUUGAGAAACAGUCUUACAUUCUCUGAGAACAGAAUACAUCUGUAAUGGAUACAGAUAUUAACACACACUUUAUUGCCCCAAAAUAAGAACGGUAUUCUUUUUAUUGAUUUUUAUUUUUUUGAGACAGUGUAUUUCUAUGUGGUUCAACUUGCUGGCCUCAAACCAUUGUGUACCAAUGAGCAGUACCCUUGAGAAACUUCUGUCUUGACCCCCCCACCAGAUUAUUUUAUCUUGUUUUAUUGUUUUAUCUUGUUUUUGUAUUUUCUCUGUGAAUGCAGGAGAAAUGAGGCAUUGUCUUCUUGUCUUUCUCAGGCUCCUUUUUGUUAAUUAAAAAGAUUGUUUUUAUGCUUUGUGGUGCUGAAGGAUAAACAUGGGCCUUCACUCAUUAGGCAAGCAGUCUACCAUUGAGCCCCAACCCUAUCCCACAAAAUUGUUGCUUUUACAACGGGCUCUGGAAUUUCACUCAGGGCUAUGAAAAAAAGAAAAUAGCAGGACUGUGGAUCUCCAUUUCACCUACAAAAAAAGUGGGCUGAAGAGGAAUUAAUCAUUAACAGUAAAAGAGAGCAUGUGAGAUUGUUUUCUGUAGCUGAGACCCACAAAGUAAAUUAAGGAUGGAGGGCUAAAAUGGCAGUUCUAAAAGUGGUCAACCAGAAACUUGUUAGAAAUGCACAUUCAGAAUCCCUGGUGUGGGACCCAACAAUCUAAAAUUUUAUCAAGCCUUUUGAUCCUGGUGUACAUAGUGGAGUUUUUUUGUUUGUUUGUUUGUUUUGUUUUUGUCUUUUUGAGACAGAGUCUCGCUAUGCAGUUCAGGCUGGCCUUGAGCUCACUUUGCAGCCCAGGCUGGUCUUGAAUUCAAAAUGAUCCUCCUGCCUUCAGCCUCCUGAGUGCUGGGAUUAUAGGCACGUGCCACCAUGCCCAGUUUACAGUAUGGUUUAAGAUCCACUGGGUUGCUGGAGAUUUAGCUCAGCAGCAUAAGUGCCUUCCUUGCAAGUGCAGGGUUGUGAGUUCCAUCCUUGGAACCAAAAAAAAAAAAAGAUCCACUGGGUUAGAGAGUGACAAAGAUGUCACCCAAGAUGUUCACUGUCUCACCUUUUAGAGUAUAACUCUAGGGGAACAGAAUUUUUUGUCUGGUCUGUUCUCUGUUCCAUCUAAUCCUGAGAGCGACAUAAGGCAUCUGAUAGGUGCUCAAUACAUGUUGAGCAAAUCAAUGUAACAGUUGCCGGGCACUGUGCUAGGAACUUAAAAAUCAAUUCCUAAUCUUUGCACCAAGCCUGACCUGUGUUGUUCGUGCUGUCCCUGUGUAUUUAUAAAAGAGGAAACAGGCUCAGGGACGAGUGGUACCUGCUCAAGGAUAAUCUGAAGGAGCAUGGCAAUACCCUCCUUUUUACCCCUGCCCCAGGGUUUGAAAAUAUCCUCAGCUAGGCCCCCAGGGGAACGGAUAUCCCCAAAUGUGUCCUUUCUGAGUCCCUCCUCACACCAACCCACUUCCUUUUCUCACUUCCUUUGUACUGACCCCCCAUACACACACAUGCUGACCACAGGGAACCUCACUUUGCAGAAGGAGGGCAGGGUUCAGUCAGACUGGAGAAUGAAGCAAUUUCCCCAAUCCAUGCUUCCCCCACCCCAUACGGAGCACCACACUCAGUUCAUCCACACUCAGCAUUGCCAGGGGCUUGACCAAGCCAUUAUGGUUGAGAGUGUUUCUUCCUACAGAUAGGGAAACUAAGGCUCAGAAAGGUUGAUGUGACUUACCCAUAGUCAUCUUCCUCUGGACUCCCAGGCCCCAUUGCCCCUAAAUGAGAAUUUGUCCAAAGGCCAUUGAUUGCUGAAAAGUUGUUGGGUGGAGCAGAGUACAAGGUACUGGAGAUUGGAUGACAAUAAAAUAGGACUAAGGGUAACACAGAAAAUGGGGAGGAGAGAAAAGAGGAGGAGGCAGAGAGACAAGGGAACAGCCAGAGCCAAAGAGGACUGCACAGUGCCCUCCCAGUUCCUCCCGCAGCAGGCAGGUUCCUCUUUGCAGCAACAGGUCAGCUCAGAUCAAGCUGGUCCUCUCUGGCAGAGGUGCAGUGGUGUGCUCAUCAUGACUGCCCCAGUGCAGGUCCCUCAAUCGCUGCUGCUGCUGCUGAUGCUGCUGCUCACCCUGCCGGCCACAGGCUCGGACCCAGUGCUCUGCUUUUCCCAGUAUGAAGACUCCUCAGGCAAGUGCAAGGGCCUCCUGGGGAAAGAUGUCAGUUUGGAGGACUGCUGUCUCAAUGCUGCUUAUGCCUUCAAGGAGCGUGACAAUGGGCACUGCCAGGCAUGCAGGUCCCCACGAUGGUCACCGUGGUCCUCAUGGGCCCCCUGCUCAGUGUCAUGCUCUGAAGGCUCCCAGCUGCGCCACCGCCGAUGCAUAGGCUGGGGUGGGCAGUGCUCUGAGAACAAGGCUCCUGGUACCCUUGAAUGGCAGCUGCAGGCCUGUGAGGAGCAGCAAUGCUGUCCUGAGAUGGGCGGCUGGUCUAACUGGGAACCCUGGGGGCCUUGCACGGUCACUUGCUCCAAAGGAACCCGGAUCCGCCGUCGAGUAUGUAAUAACCCUGCCCCCAAGUGUGGGGGCCACUGCCCAGGAGUGGCCCAGGAAUCGGAAGCCUGCGACACCCAGCAGGUCUGCCCUACCCAUGGCGCCUGGGGUCCCUGGGGCCCCUGGAGUUCGUGCUCAAGCUCCUGUCACGGUGGACCCCACAAACCUGUGGAGACACGAAGCCGCACAUGUUCUGCCCCUGAGCCCUCCAAGAAUCCCCCUGGAAAUCCCUGUCCAGGAACAGCCUAUGAGCAGCAGAGCUGUGCUGGUCUGCCACCCUGCCCAGUGGCUGGGGGCUGGGGACCAUGGGGCUCUGUGAGCCCCUGUUCUGUGACCUGCGGCCUGGGCCAGAUCUUGGAACAACGGAAGUGCGAUAACCCUGUGCCCCAGCAUGGAGGCAGCUUCUGUACUGGUGAUGACACCCGUGCCCACAUCUGCAACACAGCUGUGCCUUGCCCUGUGGACGGAGAGUGGGAGCCCUGGGGUGACUGGAGUACUUGCACCCGCCCGCACCUGAGCGCCAUCCGCUGUAAGGAAAUCGUAGGCCAGCAGACACGCGUAAGGAUCUGCAAGGGCCGAAAGUUUAAUGGCCAGCGCUGCCCUGGGAAACACCAGGAAAUCCGACACUGCUAUAACAUCCAAAACUGCAUCUACCCACAGUUUCCGUCGUCGAAGGCCAGGGUGAGAAGAACGUUACCUUCUGGGGGAAACCAUUGGCGCAGUGCGAGGAGCUGCAAGGGCAGAAGGUGCUGCUGGAGGAGAAACGACCAUGUCUACACGUGCCUGCCUGCAAAGACCCUGAGGAGGAAGAGCCCUAAAACCUCUCUCUCUGCUCUGCCCCCCCUGACAUCCCAGACCUCAAUAAACCAGCCUCUUUGGGCUCUUCUAAGACUCCUUAACGAAGGCAAAGCAACCUAGCCCCUGUCCCAGAAAUGGAGCAAUAGUAUCUUCUAGAGCAAAAUGUCAAGCAGCCAGUUGAGGGAAACAGUACUCUCCUUGGAAGUCCUGAAAGUGAGUCUCCAUCCCAAAGCUCCUUUCUCUACUGCCCUAAGGCAGUACCUCACUAGGGCCCCAGGGCACCCAGCAAGUUCCUCUGCAGAUCUCUGGUUGAAAAGUGUCUUGAUUGGCUACUGGCCCUGGCAGACACUUCUUGAUUGGCCAGCAUGCUGGUUCGUUGCAGUCUUCUGGCCUUCUGAAGCUCUCUAGGUGGCCUGCUAAAGCCUCCCUGCUGACCAAUUGCGUUCAGCUAACCCAGAACCACCGCAGAGAGGCGUGGCUAGCAUUGGCACCCUGCAGCUCAAACACCUGCACCUACCCACUCGCAACAGCCCAGCUCCAACACCACAAUUACAGGCGACAAAUAGUUCCUUGAGGCGGGGGUGGGAGGGCGGCUGAUGAAGUGGCUGUGAUAUGCUGUGAGCUGGAGCAGAGGCUGAGAGCAGUUACAGCAUCCACAGGGAGGAUCCCCCAGGGCAAACCCAGAUGCUAAUUGCUUUCACCUAUGUCCAUUUCACUGAACAUACUAGCGUUCACUGUAGGUUAGAACUAAGGCUAGACAUCUGAGGUGAAGGAGGGCUGGCAGAAGGAGUACAUCUGAGCCAGGGAACAGACACAGAAUAGGCAUUCCUUUAGUUUGAACAUUUAUUUGACACUUAACAUCUACUGUACACGAACAAUAAUGCUGGACAUCAGGGGACAUAGGAAGAGAAAUCAAGAGCAGCACAUGUCUCUCUAAGAAACAGUGAAGGAGGCAAUAAAACACCACUGCUCUUAGCAUUUGUGCAUUCAUUUACCACUCACAGAAUGCCAAGCCCCCUGCGAUGAGACACAUGGGAAUCAUAAUAAUUAUGGUAAUAGCUGGCACUUAGAAAGUAGUUACUAUCCACCUGGUAGUGUCUUGAAGCUUGAACACAUUCAAUCCACAGCAAACCAUGGAAGUCAAUAUUACCCCCAUUUUACAAAGGAAGAAACAGGCACAGAUAGCUAUGGAGCUGGGUGUUUUUGAAGCACCAGUGUAGUGUGGCCUUAAAUAUCAGGAGCAGAUUUCAAGACUGUUUCAGUGGGUGAAGGGAAUCCUUCUGUGCAUGAAGGUUCAGAAGGUAGGUUUUUGGUGCCUGGCAUCUUGUCAACAUGCUCAUUU
Messenger RNA from Cavia porcellus (domestic guinea pig), 7499 nucleotides. It is a transcript of the gene Cfp, whose product is annotated as complement factor properdin. The coding region runs from base 4709 to 6277 and encodes 522 amino acids. NCBI's taxonomy places the organism in Eukaryota, Metazoa, Chordata, Mammalia, Rodentia, Caviidae. The record is from RefSeq and is a predicted model, not a curated record. The transcript has 8 exons.